CAGGGCCACAGACAAGGCUUAGCUUCUGCCUGCAGUGGCCCGCACUCCUCGAGCCUCACCCAGCACCAUGAGCGGCCGAGUUGGAGACCUGAGCCCCAAGCAGGCAGAGACCCUGGCCACAUUCCGAGAAAAUGUCCAGGACGUGUUGCCUGCCCUCCCCAACCCGGAUGACUAUUUCCUUCUGCGCUGGCUCCGAGCUCGGAAUUUCGACCUGCAGAAAUCAGAGGCCAUGCUCCGCAAGUACAUGGAGUUCCGGAAGACCAUGGACAUUGACCACAUCCUUGAUUGGCAGCCCCCCGAGGUGGUCCAGAAGUACAUGCCUGGGGGCCUGUGUGGCUAUGACCGUGACGGCUGCCCCGUGUGGUAUGACAUCAUCGGGCCACUUGACCCCAAGGGCCUGCUGUUCUCAGUCACCAAGCAGGAUCUGCUCAAGACCAAGAUGAGAGACUGUGAGCGCAUCCUGCACGAAUGUGACCUGCAGACACAGCGGCUGGGGAGGAAGAUUGAGACCAUAGUGAUGAUAUUUGACUGUGAAGGCCUGGGACUGAAGCAUUUCUGGAAACCCCUGGUGGAAGUGUACCAGGAGUUCUUUGGCCUCCUUGAAGAGAAUUAUCCAGAGACCCUGAAAUCCAUGCUAAUUGUGAAAGCCACCAAACUGUUCCCUGUGGGAUACAACCUCAUGAAGCCCUUCCUGAGUGAGGACACUCGCAGGAAAAUUGUAGUGUUGGGAAGCAACUGGAAGGAAAGUUUGCUAAAACUCAUCAGUCCUGAGGAACUGCCUGCUUAUUUUGGGGGUACCCUGACCGAUCCAGAUGGGAACCCCAAAUGUUUAACUAAGAUCAACCAUGGUGGGGAGAUCCCCAAGGCUAUGUACGUGCGGGACCAGGUGAAGACUCAGUACGAGCACUCGGUGCAGAUCAGCCGAGGCUCCUCGCACCAGGUGGAGUACGAGAUCCUGUUCCCAGGCUGUGUCCUCAGGUGGCAGUUCUCAUCUGAUGGUGCAGACAUUGGCUUUGGCGUUUUCCUGAAGACCAAGAUGGGGGAGCGGCAGCGGGCUGGGGAGAUGACAGAGGUGCUACCCAGCCAGCGCUAUAAUGCCCACAUGGUACCCGAGGACGGGAGCCUCACCUGCCCAGAAGCUGGUGUCUAUGUCCUGCGCUUCGACAACACCUAUAGCUUUGUCCACACCAAGAAGGUCAGCUUCACGGUGGAGGUGCUGCUCCCGGAUAAGGGCAUGCAGAAAUAUGACGAGGAGCUCACCGCUGUCUAGGCAGCCCCUCACUCACCAGAGACCCCUGACCCUCUGCUUUCUGUUGAUAUAUCUCACUCUUCCCCCCAGAAAUUACUUGUCAGUCCUCUUGACUCUGUUACAUUACUGAAUAGAGAAAGGGCUGCCUUGGGGAAAAUUCAUAGGCAAUGGUCAGAUCAGGAAAGGUAUGAGAGGCAUAGCCCUGGAGGAUGCCGAGGCUGCAGAAGAGGAGGAAGCCAGGGUAAAAGCAAUAGGUGGGUGUCCUUAAAACCCAAGAAAUGGGAAAAUGAAUUUCCUAGCCUUUGUCCUUGCUUCUCCUAAGGCAUUUGUGUGUGGUUGAAUUUCAUCUGAUUUAUCAGCAAAUUGGGUUGGAGGUGUGUCUAAAUUCUUUUUACUUCUACUCCUGGUAUAGUAGAUACUCAGUGUAUACUUGUGGAGUUGAAUGGAGGUAGGGAGCAGGUGAUUCAUGGGUGUGCAUGAGAAGGAGUCUACCAGGGCAGGUUUCAGCACCUCGGACAGGGACAGGGCUGUGAUGGGGAGGGACUCUCCUGGAGACCCAGGUGAUCUAGUCCCCAGAUUUCUGGCAGUGGCUGCCCUCCUGGGUAGGUAGGAGAUGCUUACAGAAGGCUUUGUCUGACUUGGGGCACACAGCUUCCCCAACACAUCACUCCCACCCUCGCUGCCUUCCCUUGGAAUUCACAACUGUGUUUUAAGCAAUUAAAAGCACUUUCCUAGAAGCAAAGGAAGUCAUGUCUGGCUUGAGCUGCUGCCUGGUAAUAAUAAAAACAAACAACACAGCUGUCA
Molecule: messenger RNA, 2053 nt
Organism: Camelus dromedarius (Arabian camel)
Lineage: Eukaryota; Metazoa; Chordata; Mammalia; Artiodactyla; Camelidae
Product: SEC14-like protein 3
Exons: 12
Coding region: 68-1270 (400 amino acids)
Cellular component (GO): nuclear speck; cytoplasm
Source: RefSeq, a predicted model, not a curated record